UGGCGAGCGAGCUAACGCUAACGCUAAUGCUAGCUGGACUACAAGUUGAGAGCGACCAAAACAAACCGAUGACGGCCGAGAAAAUGAGGCGGAAAAAGCCUGGAUUAACCGCGGGAACUCGUCUGUUUUGAUGGUGGAGGUAGCGUUUUUAAACGCGGCAUUAGAAACAAGAGUGUUUCCACUUGAUAAACCCGCAGACAUUUAUAUAUAUUCUGAGUGGUCUUCUGCCGAGCUGCUUUGCUAACUAGCUAGGCAGUAGCUUUCCUGUCAAAACAGCUUUCCUGGAUUAAAAAAUUUGAAAUAGUUAAAUAUAGAAACCGCACCAGGUUUAGUGUUACCAGUGAAACGUGCAGGGGACAAACACAGUGACAGUGUUGUGUGUGUGUGGUGACGCCACAUCUCGCUGCAGUGUCCGUGUCAUAGUUCCUGGUGUGUCUCGGUGGCUGUGAGCUGGCUUUACAGGUGAAAAUGAGCUGGUUUAACGCCUCUCACCUGUCCAGCUUCGCCAAACAAGCUUUAACCUCAGCACAGAAGUCAAUCGACCGUGUUCUGGACAUCAAGGAAGAGGACCAGUGGGGUAAUACCACUGUGAUGCCCUACGACGAUGUGACUUUGCCUGGAAAGCUGUCAUUAAGUGGAGGAUGGGGAAUGACGCAGUGGGAAGCUCCCCCUGAAGAAAGGACCCCCACUCCCCCGCUGUCCUCUGAGGCCAUCACUACUCCCGUCACCCGCAUGGUUGUGGAUGAAUCAGAAAACUUUUUCAGUGCCUUCCUGCCACCUGUAGAUAUACAAGGUGUGACCCAACCCCAGGUAGUGUCUGUCCCCCCCACUAAGUCCCAAAGGCGGCUUCAGGAGGAGGACAGCGAAAAUGAAGAUGCUGUGAUCCAGGAAGACGUGGACACUCAAAUGUCGACACCUGCUAAUCUGAGUCAGGAGAGUCAGACGGUGGCCGAAAUCCCACCGGCGGAGUCUGAGUCCUCACCAGCAGCACCUUAUACAGGCACUAUUCUCCUACAGCCAGUUUCUCCGGUUGCUCCUGCCGGUGAUCUUCCAUGCGAACCUGGCAGCAAACCCAGUAGUGCAAAAACAGUUUCAGAGCUAAAAACAGAACAGUCACUGACUCCAUCAGAACACCAGGUCGAGCAGGACACCACUGACUCCUCAGAUCCUUCACCUGUCACCCCUGAGCUGAAGAGCUCCUCACCCUCUGAUUCUCCGCCCUCCACAUCUCCAUCUCCGAAGGACAUGCUCCCUGAGCAGAAAGACUCAAAGGUGGAGGAUCGGCAGAAUGAUACCCCCUCUCCUCCAGUGAGCGCCUUCUCCUCAGGAACCUCUACCACCAGUGACAUUGAAGUGCUCGACCACGAGAGUGUGUUGAGCGAGAGCUCAGCCAGCUCCAGACAAGAAACGAGUGAAGUUAAGGCCGGCCUUCACUUAAUGCAGGGCUCGUUCCAGCUUCUCACUGCCUCAACCUGUGGAGAUUUCCCCCGCAUGGAGGACUACCCCAAACUCACGGAGAGCUGCGGCUCCUCCUCAGACGCAUUCGAACGCAUCGAUUCAUUCAGCGUGCAGUCGCUGGACAGUCGCAGCGUCAGUGAGGUGAACUCGGACGACGAGAACCCCGGUAGUCGGACGCUGGCGUCCGUCACUGCAGGUUCUACUCCUCCUACAGAGUCAUCAGCUGUGCAGGAAGAUGGAGUGGUGGAGGCGGAAGGAGAGGAGGAAGAGGAGGAAGGAGAGGAGGAGGAGGAGGAGGAAUUGGCUGGAGCGCUGAGGCAGCAGUCGCUGGAUGAGAUGGAGGAGAGUGGCCGGAGUGCAACGCCCGUGAAUACAGAGGAGCCUGAAGAGUUGAUGGCUGAGGCUAGUGUCACACUUUCUGACCCUUUCUUCAGUGCUGAAAAACAGAUCACUCCACCAAUCACAGAAGAGAUGAAGAGUGUCUCAACAGUUCAGAUACUGGAGCUUCAAAAGGUCAUUGAUGAGCUGUCGGGUCGCCUGGAGAAGAGAGAGUGUCAGCUGCUGGCAGUCAGCAAAGACAAGGCCAGGCUGGAGGAGGAUUGUGACAAUCUCAGAGAUGAAGUGGUGAGCCUCAAGGAGGAAACGUCCACUGUGCAGUCGCUGAAGGACGAGUUCACCCAGCGCAUCGCAGACACUGAGAGAAAAGCUCAACUGGCCUGCAAAGAGAGGGACAUCGCCAAGAAGGAGAUAAAGGGCUUGCGGGAAGACCUCUCGACAAGGCUGAACUCCAGUGACACGCUGGAGCUCAUCAGAGAGAAGGAGGAGCAGAUCAGAGGUCUGCUGGAAGAAGGCGAGAAGUUGUCGAAGCAGCAGCUGCAGCACAGCAACAUCAUCAAGAAGCUGCGCGUGAAGGAGAAGGAGAGCGACACAAGGAUCGCCAAGCAGCAGAGGAAAAUCAAGGACCAGGAGGAAGAACUUGGGCACCUCCAGCAGAUCCUAGAUGGGAAGGAGGAGGUGGAGAAGCAGCACAGGGAAAACAUCAAGAAGCUGAACGCCGUGGUGGAGCGUCAGGAGAAGGAGCUGAGCAGGCUGCAGUCCGACUCUGAGGAGCUGCAGGAGAAGAAUAGAAGUGUGCAGGCUGCCCUGGACAGCUCUUACAAGGAGCUCGCAGAACUCCACAAGGCAAAUGUCAGCCGAGCCAGCGAAGCCGAGGAGGCGGCUCACAGCAGGGAAACGCAAGCCAAGGAGCAGCUGAGCCUGGCUCUGGAGAAAGCUCAGGAGGAGGCCAGGAUUCAGCAGGAGGCCCUGGGCAACCAGGUGGCCGACCUGAGACUGGCUCUGCAGCGAGCGGAGCAGCAGCAGGCGAGGAAAGAAGACUAUCUGAGGGAGGAGAUCAGUGAGCUUCAGCAGAGACUUCAGGAGGCAGAGGCGAGGAACCAGGAGCUCAGCCACAGCGUGACCUCGGCCACGCGGCCACUUCUGCGGCAGAUUGAGAACUUACAGGCGUCGCUGGGCGGACAAACGGCAUCCUGGGAAAAACUGGAGAAGAACAUUUCUGACCGGCUUGCCGAUGCUCAGGCACAGCUGGCUGUUGCCGUGGAGAAGGAGCGCUCGGCAGCGGACGAACUGCUGUCCUUCAAGUCCCAGCACACUUCUCUGGAGUCCCAGAAUUCCCUGCUCCGCCAGGAGAAAGCCCGGGUCCUGGCACAGCUGGACGUCGAGAGGAACAAGAGGGAGAAACUGGAGGAUGAAAGCAGCAGGGAACACGUUGAAUUGGAAAACCUACGAGGAGAAUACGGCCGAAUGAUGGAAGAGGCCAAGAAAGAAAAGCUGCUGUUGGCUAAUCAACUAGAAAUGGAGAAGAUGAAGGUGGAGCAGGAGAAGAAGAAAUGCUACUUGGCACAAGAGGCACUCAAAGAUAAGGAGCGGAGGGUUCUUAUGACUUACUCCACAGGAGAACCCCCAGCCACCUCCACUCCCUCACUGUCCCGCUCCAGCUCCAUAAGUGGGACCGAUAAUGGCGGCCUCCACACCUCGUUUCUAUUCCAGGACGACUCCUCGGAGCACUCGCUCGGCACCAUGACCAUGAGCGGAAGCAACCUGUACGAGGCUGCCCGGCUGUCGGGAGGAUCCAACAUCAUGGAAAACCUCCAGUCACAGCUCAAACUCCGAGAAGGAGAAAUCACUCAGCUGCAGCUGGAAAUCUCUAAUCUGGAGAGGAGUCGCUCCGUGAUGGCGGAGGAGCUGGUUCGACUCACCAGUCAAAACGACGAGAUGGAGGAGCAGGUCAUGGAGAUCCCCAAGCUGAAAGUUCAGCUCAAGGAGCUGGAGCAGAGGCACAACACCAUCCUGCAGAUGUAUGGGGAGAAGGCCGAGGAGGCCGAGGAACUCCGGCUGGACCUGGAAGAUGUGAAGAACAUGUACAAGACCCAGAUCGACGAGCUGCUGAAGAACCAGAAAUAAACAGCACGAAUGAGCGAGAGUCGUCGUUCACGGGGAAACGUCAGGACGGAGAACAUGGGGUUUCAUUUUCCUUCAUCGUUGUGUAAUUAUUUUAUUUUAUUUUAAUUCUUUAACAUAUUUAUGUGAGGGUGCUGGGAUUCUUACAGAAUCUGGUUUGAAGGAAAGUUCCAGUUUGUGAUUGUGAAAUGUUACUGCAGGUUUUCUCAUGACUGGCCCUUUGACCCAUAGUGUCGUUUAUAGACAGUUUAUAACUGUAGGAGAUGGUAAAGUUCUAUUUGCACUACACAGAAAAUCAGUCUCGUUUAUUUCCUGACUCAUAAUCACAGUGGGUUUAAGAAAAAGGUGUGGAAAUGUGUACAAAGAAAGAAAUUGUAUGUAUUCUUAAAUCCUAUUAAAAAACAACAAAUCACAAAACGUGGUUUAGACCCGAGAGUAGUGUGAUUUAAAAUCUUCAAAACUGUAUUUUAAAUUAUCUAUAAAUAUGUAAAUGAAUAAACAUUUAUUUGGGUGGUGAAAAUGUCUGACGGUCUUGAUUUAGAACGUGUGAAAUCAUUUAAAACAUUUAUUUACAAGGUUCUGUAGAAUAUGGUGUGUUUUAUUUUUAUUUAUCCAUAUAAAUAUGUUUUAAACACAAACUACAUAUUAAGCUAUCGCCCUCAGUUGUGUGGAAAG
This is a messenger RNA of Solea solea (common sole), 4593 nucleotides long. RefSeq names its product TATA element modulatory factor 1 (gene tmf1). Lineage: Eukaryota; Metazoa; Chordata; Actinopteri; Pleuronectiformes; Soleidae. Gene Ontology annotation, cellular component: endoplasmic reticulum; Golgi apparatus. The transcript has 17 exons. The record is from RefSeq and is a predicted model, not a curated record. The coding region runs from base 469 to 3921 and encodes 1150 amino acids.